Molecule: messenger RNA, 2250 nt
Organism: Drosophila takahashii
Lineage: Eukaryota; Metazoa; Arthropoda; Insecta; Diptera; Drosophilidae
Molecular function (GO): protein binding
Source: RefSeq, a predicted model, not a curated record
AUCUCAGCCAGAAGAUGAUCAACAUAAAUAUAUUAGAUUUAAAUGAAGAUUGUCUUCACCAUAUAUUAAAAUAUCUAAAUAUUAAAGACCUCGUUAAUCUAGCUGAAACCUGCUUAAGUUUUCGACAGAUUUUGUUGGAAAGAUCUCUAUCGCUUUUUCCAGUAUUCCAUGGAAACGAUCCAGAUGGCCAAAAGCCAAUAUUAUAUUACUCAUCGGUUGGCAUUAAGCUUUUGAGAAUCGUAAGAAAUAAUGUGAAAACACUGGGAGUUAUUCAAGGUCACAGUUACGAUAAGGAAGAUCUUGGCAAUGUUGUAAAGGAUUUCCGAGUUCUCACAAAAGCAAAGAACAAAAUCGACUUGCGGCAUUGCCUGGAGGAAAUACCAAAACUAGAGGAUAUGUUUCGAUUUUCUUCUUAUACUUGUGACUAUUUGAGUGUAAACGUACCAUCUUGUAUUUGUUACCUUGAGGAUUUUUUUAAACUUCUUCCCGAUUUACGGGAACUACGACUUUCAGGAUUCGCCAAAUGCUCCGAUUGUGUGGGAACUAUUUUGAAAUCCUUUCCCAAGUUGGAGGAACUCUGGAUCAGGGGAGCCUGCCUCAAACUUCGAUCUGAUUAUGAGUUGAUAUCACAGAUUGGUUCUUUGACUAAACUUUCGCUGAAUGUUGGUGGUCCCGACUGCCUUGCACCUUUGGCUAAUUUACCUGAACUUCGAUCUCUUUAUGUGGAGAGCAUAUUUAGCUAUAUAUCGCCUGGGGAGAUUAUAGAAAUCAUACAGAAAUGUAAAAAGUUGGAGUUUCUAUACUGUUACUAUAUAAAUCAUGGACAACAGCCUCAUGAUUCUAUUGGAAAUCUCUUCAGAAGUAUUAAGUCCAUUCGGGAUCCUAGUAAACAAAAUUCCCUUAAACUGCAUACUUAUUUGGAUCCUCCUUUGUCUCAAGAAAAUGAAAAGCUCAUCGAUAAGGCCUACUUCGAAUAUCGCCGACAGCCCUAAGAAAUAUAUUUUUACCACCCCCUCAAUAAAGAUAGACGUUAAAGUAUUACUCAAUGAUUUAUAUAUUUUCAUGACUUUUCGCUCAUAUAGAUUUAAAUACGCUUUAAUAAAUUUGUAUGCUUGUCAACGAUUUCCGGUAUUCCAUUUAGCUGAUUUACAAUCGUCGUCGUCGUCAAGUCGUCGAUCAGACUACAUUAAAAUGUAUGUAUCGUUAGGUAAAUAAUUUAAAUAUAUAUUAAUAACAUCUUGCGUUUGCACGUGUAUUUCUUUGCUCUGCUCGUCAUUUUACUUAAUAUAUCUCGUUAGUUGUAUUUUCAAGUUCAAUUCGUUUGCUGCUGGCGUAAAUUUGUUUUUGAAAAAUAUAUUUUAAGAACUGAAAAACUGUUGUUUUCGAAAGGGCUCUCUCUUGUAUAUGAAAUAAAUAUUUACAAAAGUUACAAAUACAAUUAAAAUUAUGCAGUGGCGGAAUGUGGCCGGUGCUCAGCAAAAAACCGUGUAGAUAAUCCUAAAUGAAUUGCUUACAAAAUUGUUGUUUUUUGAUGCCUCAAGCAUUUGUUAAUACGUACACAUAGUUCUAAAAAUGUUUAACUAUAUUACUUCGAGUUCUUGGCUUUAACAUUAGUUAUCGAAUAGUGUUUGCUGUCGAUUAGUUUCAGUUUUUGUGUCAAUGCUUGUGUUUUUCUUAUCAAUUCGAAAAGCGGACGAUGAGACAUUUUACUAUCGUCUCGUAAUAAAAUUUGUGUGUAUUUUUCUUACAGUGUUUCUGUGGAUUUUUGGGGGUGUGGGCGUGUGUAUCUGUGAGAGGUGCGGGGUGUGUGUGUGUGUGUGUGAGUUGUGAUUUUGUGAGUGAGUUCGUAUUCCCUUUACUGAUAUGUUUCUAAGAGGCUAACACUCGCAUCCUGGCUCAUCGAGGCAACUAAACAGGACAAACCGAAGCCAGUUGGACAGAUCGAUCGGGAAAUACUAGAAAUACUAGAUAUACUAGAUCACCGAAAAACCAACGCAUACACUGAAAUAUGGAAUGUGGACAAACAACUUGGGUUGCAAUAAUUGACUAAACACUCUUCGCUCUUCGAACGGGGGAAAAGCCCCUGAAGAUUUCCAAUUUUAUUGCUUACGUAUUCGGAGAACGGAGAACUAGGGAACUAAACAUCGAGUCAACUGCCUAUGGGGUAGAUCUAACUAACUGAACUAACUAACAUACAUCAACACAUACAUACGCUCCAUAACUAACUAACAGUAUAUAAGGGUGGGUACA